Drosophila persimilis is the source of this 1804-nucleotide messenger RNA. Its product is annotated as protein RER1. Gene Ontology annotation, cellular component: Golgi membrane. NCBI's taxonomy places the organism in Eukaryota, Metazoa, Arthropoda, Insecta, Diptera, Drosophilidae. The record is from RefSeq and is a predicted model, not a curated record. The transcript has 2 exons. Gene Ontology annotation, biological process: retrograde vesicle-mediated transport, Golgi to endoplasmic reticulum; protein retention in ER lumen. The coding region runs from base 384 to 1007 and encodes 207 amino acids.
UGCAGUUAUAUAUAUAGUUAGAAAUUAUUGAAUAACAGCAAGGAGGCAUUGAGAACUGAGCACAGUUCAAUCUACACAACUGACAGUCGCAAAAACUCGUACUAGGGGAGAGAACACGAAGAAGAAGCAGGGGCAGAACAAGACGACGACGAAAGAGGCAGAGGAGGAACGGAACGUCUCGGCAAUGAAAUAAUUAGUGACUUAGAACGCGCUGUGUUGCCUAUUUUGUGUUUAGUUAGCCUCUACUUUUUUCCACUUCGAGCCAAAUCGAUAACGCAGCAUCGUAGCACAAUUUGAAGCUGUACGUCAAAGUAAACAAGAACGUGGACGAAACACGACCGCACCGAUUAAUGGGGAGGGAGUAGAGCGGUGCUGUAGCAACUAUGAUGAAUGAAGACAGCAGUGCCACGAUGUCAUCGUCAUCUGGCGGUGGCGGCGGCAUUAAGAAGGUGUUUCAACGCCUCUCACAGACUUAUCAGUCAACACUUGAUCGCUCUACGCCGCACACGCGACUACGUUGGGUGUUCGCUGGCUUUGUACUCCUGCUCUUCGUGCUGCGCAUUUUCAUAUACCAAGGAUGGUACAUCAUCUGCUAUGCGCUGGGCAUCUAUCAUCUGAAUCUGUUUAUAGCAUUUCUAACGCCAAAAAUCGAUCCAGAAUUCGAUCCCUAUGCACAGGACGACGAAGACGACGGGCCGAAUCUGCCGACGCGCAGCAAUGAGGAAUUCCGUCCCUUCAUACGCCGCCUGCCAGAGUUCAAGUUCUGGCUGUCGGUGACAAAGAGUACGGGGAUCGGUCUGUUCUGCACGUUUUUCGACUUCUUCAACGUACCCGUCUUUUGGCCCAUACUGGUCAUGUACUUCAUCACGCUGUUCUGCAUCACGAUGAAGCGACAGAUCAAACAUAUGAUCAAAUUCAAGUACUUGCCCUUCACACGCAAUAAGCCACGUUAUCAAAGAGUUAACGACCUGGCGGGCACCAACUCAGUGGCGGGCAACUCAAAGUGACAAUUAGCCGCACAGACGCCGGAGACACGGACAGCAGCGGACGAAGCAGUUGCCACUGCAAUUGCAACACCAAGUGCUGCUGCUGCCCUAGCAACAACAUCAACUAGCGACAACGCAGCGACCAAGGAUGUGGGGUCGCCAACAGUGGGAGGAGGGUCCAUUAAACCACCGCAAAUCAUUGCAAUUGAGGACUACUAGAGAAAGCUACCAACCAAUCAACACACACAACACCAAUCCAAGAGAACCAAGAGAAUCCACAAUCUAAACCCAAAAUUAAGUUCAGCAUUCGGCAUGUAAUCGUGAAAUAAUUUCUUUUGGUUUGCGUAGCAUUUUUCUUCUUUACUAUUGAGUUGUCGCACGGCGUCUUGUGCAACAUUAAGGCCUUUGUUUAAUUAUUUCUUGUAUACAUAUUUUAAUUUCAUUGGCAAUCCAGCCGGAUACCCAAAAAUCACUAAAGUCUAACUACUAUAUAAUUUAAAAUUCAAACCCUAAUCCUAAAGCAUAAUUUUACAAAUUCUCCUUCUAUCCAAAUGUAGAAUUAACGUAUUGAGAGCCAAUAAUAAUUCUUUGAUUAUCAGAUGCUUAGAUGCUAUACCACUGUAUGUUUACAAAUAUAUAUAACAGCCUACCAGCAUAUAUGUAUUUAUAUAAUUUGCAUUAUAAUUAUACAACAAUUUUUGUUUAGCGUUAACUAUAUACAAAAUGUUAAAAGGCGGAAUGAAAAACGGAACUAAAGGAAGAGUGUAAAACUGGGUGCGUCUUAUGAAUAAAGGAAGACAAAGAAAACUAAACUCAAA